AUGAGUGCCAAAUCCUCCUUAGUCGAAGCGAUUGAGUCUGAUAGAGAUAGCCAGACUCAAUUGCUACAGCGAUUCAUACAAGCUGCAUCACCCAACCCCCCUGGCGACACCGAGGUCGCUGCCGCCGUCCUGGGCGAAUACCUUGCGACCAAAAAUAUCCCUUAUACACUUGUCACGCCCCAGGCGGGCAAGCCGAAUCUUGUAGCCGAGUUUCAAGGCGGCAGAGGUGAUGGGCCGCGCGUCGUGCUCAAUGGGCAUAUUGACGUUUUCCCGGUGGGAGACCCCGACGCCGGCUGGACCCGAGACCCUUGGUCUGGUGACAUCGAGGGCGACCGUAUCCACGGCAGAGGCGUUGUAGACAUGAAAUCCGGCACUGCUUCUCUAAUUGUUGCAUAUGCUCACCUGUAUGCGAGAAGGGAGCAUCUCAAGGGAAGCGUUUCGUUCUGCGCCGUAUCGGAUGAAGAGACCGGUGGGAGAUGGGGUACCAAGUAUCUCAUAGAAAAUGACCCAGAAAGACGCAAGGGUGAUCUUAUGCUUAGUGCAGAGCCGUCUGGAAAGACGAUACGGUUCUCUGAAAAGGGUACUUUGAGAUUAUCAGGCUCAGUCCGAACUAAGGGCGCCCACGGAGCGUAUUUGAACUUGAGUAAAGGGGCCAUCCGCGAGACUGUGGGCUUCGUACACAAGGUUAUAGACCAAGUCGAGUCGAUGGACUUUGAGAUGCCUUCAGAGAUAGCGGCUCACAUGGCCAACCCAGAGGUCUUGGCAGUCGUCGACAAGGUAAUGGGUAAGGAUACAUCGACCAUCAUUGCCCGUCCAACUGUCAAUAUAGGUACGAUCGGAGGCGGGCUGAAGGUCAAUAUGAUCCCGGACACUUGCCUCUUCGAGCUUGACAUCCGGCUACCUAUCGGGCUGGUUGCAGAGGAUGUAAUGGCAGUGAUCGAUUCUAUCAUUCUCCAGCAUGAAAAUGCCACGAUUGAGAUCAAGGUACAAGAAGCCGCAAGUAAUCCACCCAGUUACUCGCAUCUGAGUCAUCCAAUGGUUCGACUUCUAGCCAAGAAUGCAGACUCUUUAGAACCUGGGGAUCGUACCACAGCCAUACCAUCUAUGGGGGCUACGGAUUGCAAGCACUAUCGGUACGCCAGCGUACCUGCUUUUGUAUACGGUUGCAGUCCGUUCGGGACAACCAACCACUCAAAUCCUGCCCCAUUUUCUGAAUAG
Clonostachys solani is the source of this 1218-nucleotide messenger RNA. Lineage: Eukaryota; Fungi; Ascomycota; Sordariomycetes; Hypocreales; Bionectriaceae. The record is from the annotation of a GenBank genome assembly.